Messenger RNA from Aphidius gifuensis, 1374 nucleotides. Its product is annotated as gustatory receptor for sugar taste 64f-like. Gene Ontology annotation, cellular component: membrane. Gene Ontology annotation, biological process: detection of chemical stimulus involved in sensory perception of taste; sensory perception of chemical stimulus. Gene Ontology annotation, molecular function: taste receptor activity. NCBI's taxonomy places the organism in Eukaryota, Metazoa, Arthropoda, Insecta, Hymenoptera, Braconidae. The transcript is spliced from 9 exons. Bases 1 to 1374 code for a protein of 457 amino acids. The record is from RefSeq and is a predicted model, not a curated record.
AUGUUAUUGCUUCCAUUGGAUGCUAACGAUGAAAUUAAAAAUAAAAAUUUUAAUAAAUUACAAAAUACCAAUAUAAAAAGUGUCAGUGAAACUUUUGAAAUUCAUAAAAGUUUUGUUGAUUCUAAUAUAUCGAUUAAAAAAUUCAUUCCAAAUAAUGAGAACAAGGAAUCUUUUCACAAUGCAAUUCGACCGAUUCUUAUGAUUUCUCAAGUGUUUGGAAUCCUUCCAGUUUCAGGACUGUCUGAUUCAUCAUCAGACAAAUUGACAUUCAAAAUUAAAUCAUUCAGAGGAUUUUAUACUUUAACAGUUAUUUUUAUGUUGAUUAUUCUUGUGUAUUGUUCGACUGUUCAUGGCAUUGAAAAUGUCAGAAUGACUUCAAGUUUAAAUAAAAAAAGUUCAAUAAUAAGUGUAACAGCUGCAGCUGCUUUUUAUGGAUGUACUAUUUUCGAAAUCAUAAUUUUUCUAUGGAUGUCACCUCAUUGGGUUAAACUCAAUCGUAAAUGGAAAGCAAUGGAAAAACAACUGGACAGAUCAAAUAAUAUUUUCAACCACAAUCCUCCAAAAUUGAGAUGCAAAUUCAUGACAAUUUCAUUGAUAUUAUUUUUCUUUGCUAUUAUUGAACAAAUUAUUUGGAUUAUCAAUAUGAUUUCAAGUCAACCUGUUACUGAUUAUUUCAGUGCAACUUGGCAAGAAUGUUUUAAAAUUCUUCAUUCACAAUCAGAUAUAUUUACACUUGAAAAUUUUGACUUUAAUCUCUGGGGAAAUAUUUUCUUGUUCAUUGUGAGUAACUAUGCAACAUUCAUUUGGAAUUUCAGUGAUUUAUUUGUCAUGCUGGUGGCAACAGGACUUGCAGAGAGAUAUAAAUCAUUAAAUUAUGAAACAAUUAAUUUAAUUGAAAAAAGUCAUUGUACAAUUCAUUGGAGUCGUCUCAGAGAAAAUUAUUGUUCGUUAAGUUGGCUUGUCAAACAAACAGAUGAGCUUAUUUCUCCAUUAAUUUUAAUAUCGCUCGGUCAUAAUCUUUAUUUCUCUUGUCUUCAAUUGUCCUAUGGGCUAUCAAUAAAUACAAAUGUAGAUUUAAGUGCAGUAUUUCCAUUUAUUACAUUUGCAUUUGUAUUGGGACGAACGAUGGCUGUUACAUUUUUAACAGCGAGAAUUCAUGAUCACAGCAGAGAAGCAUUACCAGCUGUUUAUUCUUGUUCAUCAUCCUACUUUACAAUUGAAAUUCAACGUCUACAACAACAAUUAACAUCUGAUGAAAUAUCACUAACUGGAAUGAAAUUUUUUUCCAUCACUCGAAGUUUUAUUUUGACUAUUGCUGGUGCUAUUGUUACUUAUGAAAUUAUUUUAUUGCAAAUGAAUAUUGCUAGAAAAUAA